Molecule: messenger RNA, 369 nt
Organism: Oikopleura dioica
Lineage: Eukaryota; Metazoa; Chordata; Appendicularia; Copelata; Oikopleuridae
Source: the annotation of a GenBank genome assembly
AUGGCGACGACAGAUAACCGUGGACUCGAUCAAUGGUCAAAUCUGCCGGCCCUGCUCUUUUUUAGCUCGAGCUCUCGGAAAGUCACUGAAUUGGAUGAUGAUCCCGGCAAGUUCUUCUUCAAAAUAUCAAUUUCUACCAUUGAACAACCUUACUACUCCGGACUCGAUUUCGAAACAACAGUCGUUGACAUUGAAGACGAUGAUUUCCUUCAUUCUCGCAUUCACGCCAAAUUCAUCAAGACGAGCACUGGUCAAUGGAAGUCAGAGUACCGCGAGUUAUCUCCUCCUAAAGAAGAGGUUUCCUAUAUUUUGAUCAAUCUAGUUAGAUGCACUGGCUGCGAUCGUUAUUCUUAUCCUGUUAGCACUUAA